This is a messenger RNA of Penaeus monodon (black tiger shrimp), 453 nucleotides long. RefSeq names its product homeotic protein distal-less-like. Gene Ontology annotation, biological process: regulation of transcription by RNA polymerase II. Lineage: Eukaryota; Metazoa; Arthropoda; Malacostraca; Decapoda; Penaeidae. The record is from RefSeq and is a predicted model, not a curated record. Gene Ontology annotation, molecular function: RNA polymerase II cis-regulatory region sequence-specific DNA binding; DNA-binding transcription factor activity, RNA polymerase II-specific.
UUCCCCCCCCUCAAAAAAAAAAAAUCCAAAAUAUAACCACCUCCCCCCCCAAAAAAAAAACCAUCCUAUGAAGAAAAACGUUUCCAAAUAGACAUGACGAUGACUACUCCACCCUACGCCCAGCCUCUAGGUUACCAGCAAACCGCCCAGUACAAUGCCCCGAGCUACGGAUUCCCGCCCAUGUACCCCCAAGGCUCCUAUGGGUAUCACAUGGGCCCCUAUGCCCCGGUGCAGUGCCCUUCGCCCCCAAGGGAUGAUGCAUGGUACAAACAUUACAAACACGAACUGGACGGCGUGCGAGUCAACGGCAAGGGGAAGAAGAUGCGCAAACCACGCACGAUCUAUUCCUCGUUGCAAUUGCAGCAUCUCAACAAAAUCUUUCAAAGGACGCAGUAUCUCUCCUUGCCCGAGCGCGCAGAACUGGCCGCUUCCUUGGGACUCACGCAGACACAG